AUGAGCCGACCUUCAAAAGCGACGCCCAUGGCUAAAAAAGUCGCGCCUCCAGCUGUUCCAGAGGUUUUCCGACAUUCUGGAAGCUCUUUUGGCUCUGCAGGGUACGAUUCAAGCGAGGACGGUUUCAUUCCUCUACCACCACCUGAUGCUCAAUCCAACAUUAGCGAUCGAAGUGAUAUUUAUGGAGUUUCCGGAAAAUCUCCAGGUCCCGGAAGUCAAUUCACUUAUCAAUCAUUUACUUUUCCCGGAAAGGGAAUUUAUUAUCACCAUCAGCAGAGUCUACAAGAAGAUCAAGGAAUCGAUUUAACCCAGAGUCCCGGAAGAGACAGUCCAGGAUCGUCGGGAUCUGGUUCCGGUUCGGGAUCUCGUCACAGCACAGCCAGUUUGGAUUCUGGUCGCGCUUCCGGAUCUCAUUUAUUAGGAUCGAGAGCUCCAGGUUCGACUUUGAGUUCGAGUCCGAGAUGUUCGAUAUCGAGUUCGAGCAUCGUGUCGUCUGAACAUGGGGGACCGGGAGUCCGAGUCGAAAGACUCAUGCAGCAGGGUAUACCUGAUCAGGAUAUAAUUCACGCAUGGCUUCAGGAUCUUCAUUUCGAAGAAUAUUUUGCUUUGUUCGUGUCAGCCGGAUACGACAUGCCGACGAUAUCAAAAAUGACUCCGGAAGAUUUAACCGCGAUCGGAAUUAAAAAACCGAAUCCCAGGAAAAAAUUAAAGGCUGAAAUAGCUCAGUUAAAUAUAUCCGACGGAUUGCCGGAAUACAUACCCGGUUCCAUGGAAGAAUGGCUGAGGUUACUUAGACUAGAGGAAUACAUACCCAUAUUUAGGCAGCAGGGAUAUCAAUCCGUCGAAGAUGUUACACAAUUGGCUUGGGAAGAUCUCGAAGAAGCUGGAGUUGUUAAACUAGGACAUCAAAAACGACUUUUAUUAGCCAUUAAAAGAGUCAAAGACAUUCGUGCUGGAAAAGUUUUUUCACAUUUAGGAUCGCACACACUCAUAACUCAGGCUGAGCUUCACACACCAAGUCCAGGAAGUGUUGAAGUUCCAUAUCACAACACGAUGACGAGAUCUUUUCAACAUCAUUGGGAUUUGGAUACUACGAGACAGCAGUUAGGAUACACGUCGCCUUAUUGUCCGGAUAUUGUGCCAAUCAAGAUACGAGGCGGUAGAGGAAAAUCUUUAGAAAGUUUAGAAGAUGGAGAACGAAUGGGAGGAACGCAUCAUACGUUCAGUUCUGAAAACACUGGAACUUUUUAUUACAAUAAUAGUAAUUUCAACACCGGUAAUAAUUUGCAAGUACAUUGCGGAGGAUGGAGAAGGUCUUACGAAGAUGGAGACAUAACACCCACGAACGAAGCCAUUGUGGCCUUGCACGAGGGCGGCGGAACUCUUCCUCGUCCUCGCGGUUUGGUCAGGCCCAGACCUGUUGCUAAAAUUCCGGCUACCAGAAAUACGGCUUCACAUUAUUUCGAAAAGCCUUCGUAUAACAUAUACGACAUGAAAGAAUUUAAUUCUGAACCCUUAAAAGACGCGGAUUUGAUACAAUCUGAUCCUUCGGGAGAUAUGUCAGAGAAAUGUACAGUCCCUCCUUCUAUGCCUCCAAUAAGUGGAAUCUACGAUUAUAAAUACAGAUAUUCCGUGGCCGAAAGCAAUUCGGCAUUGAUUCACAAUAGUCCGAUAAUUAAUUACAAUACUCCCGCCUUGAGAAGACGUCCUCCAUCGCCUCCAAAAAGGCAGAGUUCUCAUCCGAACGAUCUGCAAACUUCAUUAGACUGUAACACGCCCAAAGACAAUGGAGCACAUCAACAGACAACAAUAGUAGAGCUUCACGCACAUUCCUCGGUACCUCUGCCAAAUUAUAGUUCUCCGUCGCCUUCAUCAGAGUUAACCAGUCAACUAGAAACGUUGCAUUUGAAUUGGAGGAACGAAAACGAUCAGGAAGACGAACAACAACUCAUAGCAGCUUUAGCGCAAGUAAGAAACGGAUCCGAUGCCAGUUUUAAGUCGAGUUCAAGCACCGAAUCGGAUUCCAUACCUUUUGCAAAUGAAAACGCGGGAACAAUAAAACAAAGAGCCAGGUGUCAGGGAACGGAAUAUGCCGGCGAGGGAAGGACGGGAGAAACUCAAGGACAAGAACCCGCCGACGUUUUGUCCGAUAUAGGUAACAUGUUGGCAAAUUUGACUGAUGAAUUAGAUGCCAUGUUAGAGGAGGAAAAGAGACAAGGGCUGAAUAUGGAAUAA
Pediculus humanus corporis (human body louse) is the source of this 2235-nucleotide messenger RNA. RefSeq names its product ankyrin repeat-containing protein, putative. NCBI's taxonomy places the organism in Eukaryota, Metazoa, Arthropoda, Insecta, Psocodea, Pediculidae. Gene Ontology annotation, biological process: axonogenesis; cell surface receptor protein tyrosine phosphatase signaling pathway. The record is from RefSeq and is a predicted model, not a curated record. The transcript is spliced from 11 exons. Gene Ontology annotation, molecular function: signaling adaptor activity; protein phosphatase binding. Gene Ontology annotation, cellular component: focal adhesion; axon. The coding region runs from base 1 to 2235 and encodes 744 amino acids.